AUGAUCAAAGAAUUGAAUAAGAAAAUGAAUAUGAAUAUGAAUAUGAAUACGAGUACAAAUAUGAACAAUAUGAACGAAGAUAUGAGUGUUAAUCCAUUCCAACAGCAAUACAUGAACUUGUCCAGCGCAAAGUCAUCUGAUGUUGCAAUGGCUGCAACAGCAGCAGACGUUAAAAUCGAGCUCAACCAGAGCUCCACAAUGGGUGAAUUGAUCUUUGACAAGUUUAUCAACCACGUUGUCGAUCACCCAGUGCACCAAGCUGAGUCUCCUGUAGCUCCUGUUUCUGGUGACAGAAAUACCACCAUUGUCGAAUCAUCCGCAUCCUCCCACCACGACGUUUCUCCAACUCUGUUCCACAUGAACUCAGCUGACCCAACUAUUGGGUCCACUGAGAUCUCCGCUACAGAGUUGAGUGCUUCCAUCGUCGACAACUUCUUCGACCCAUCCUCUUCUACCGACUCGACUCCAAUGUUCGAGUUGGACAAUCAGGACUUGGGCGGCGUUGAAACUUGGACCUCAUUGUUCGACAAUGAUAUCCCUGUUACCUUGGACGACGUUUCCGCUUCUGCAAAUGCUGCUACUUUGGAACUCGAACUAGAAUCCAAUGCCCAACACGCUUCAGAAUCCCAAGUACAACUCGAAUCCGUUGCUUCGGAAUCUAACGUUUCUAUCGUCAACGAUUUGGUGGCUCCAUCUACUACCUCGAUGGCUUCUUUGAAGCAGAACCAAUUCCUACCAACCCCAAUGUUGGAGGAUGACCUGCAGUUGCCAAAGCCUCGCAAGGCUUCAGCUUCUACAUCUGCCUCAGGUAAAGUCACUAAAUCGUCCUCUAGAAACUCCACCUCCGGCACCAAAUUGGAUGACUUGGGAGUUGUUGCAUACAGCAGAAAGCAACGUUCAGCUCCUUUGACUCCGGUGAUCCCCGAAUCUGACGAUCCAUUGGCUGUUAAGCGUGCUAAGAACACCGAGGCCGCUAGACGUUCCCGUGCAAGAAAGCUACAGAGAAUGAACCAAUUGGAAGAGAAGGUCAAGGAAUUGCUGGAAAGAAACUCAGACUUGGAAAACGAAGUUGUUAGAUUGAGAUCUUUGCUAGGUUCUCAGUAA
Messenger RNA from Kluyveromyces marxianus DMKU3-1042, 1104 nucleotides. It is a transcript of the gene GCN4, whose product is annotated as amino acid starvation-responsive transcription factor GCN4. Lineage: Eukaryota; Fungi; Ascomycota; Saccharomycetes; Saccharomycetales; Saccharomycetaceae. The transcript has a single exon. Gene Ontology annotation, biological process: positive regulation of cellular response to amino acid starvation. Gene Ontology annotation, molecular function: DNA-binding transcription factor activity, RNA polymerase II-specific; RNA polymerase II cis-regulatory region sequence-specific DNA binding. Gene Ontology annotation, cellular component: transcription regulator complex. Bases 1 to 1104 code for a protein of 367 amino acids. The record is from RefSeq and is a predicted model, not a curated record.